ACAGGGCUCAGGAAUCUCUGUCUCAGCUGCAACUCAGACGUCAGAGAAGGAGGGUUACAGGAGGCAGCUGUUAGUGUGAAAAUCAUAGAGGUACGAAAAGAGGAAAGUUGCAAAGGAACUUUCUUUGCUAGAAGGAACGCUCCCCCCCUCCCAUUCUUUAAACUGCCUUUAUUUCCCUUAGGGGGAAUAGGAGUUUGCGCCAUUAAAAGGAAAGACUCAAAUCCAGUAUUUUAAAUGCUUGGUUUUUUAAAUCUCAACUAAACCUGGAGUAAGCGCUAUUUGAAACGCGGGAACUUAAUUGUGGCUUUCAAUGCAAUUACUUUUCCAGGAAAACAUGAACUUCGUGCGUUGGACGGUAAUUUGUAGGAAAGCUUUUUAUUCUUUUAAAAAUAUAAGCGUUGUUUCAAAAGAUCCAGGAUUCCAGUCUGGUUUAAUAUCUGGCGAUGUCGUGGUGGAGACGGCAGACACUUUCUGCUUCCUAAUCUAGCUAUGACUCCUGCCGUUAUUAUUUUUUUAAAAUAAUAAAAUGUAGUAAAUGCUCUUUUUGAUCCUUCAAAGCGAACUCGGAAAUGAGCUCUGAAUUGUAUAUGUCUAUCAUCGGCAGUCUACAGAGAAUACGGAAGAAAAAGUGAUUCCGCAAAACGCCCGGGCGUUCCUUUCUGGUGUCGCUCGAAAAUACGAGACUGACUGCAAUAAAAGUCAUUCGGCCAACCCACUAGAGAUGAGCACAGAUAAAGAUGAGCUGUUAUGCAAGAUAGUUGAUGAUGGAAAAGCUGCUGCGGUAGAAGAUGAGAAUAAACUAACGAAGCAAAAAUCUCAUCCAGAGAGUCGAGCUUAUGCUGGUCCCCACAGUACAAUGGUGGCGGACGAUACUAAGCGAUUUAAGUUAAGUAGCAUCCAGGUACCAUAUGUCCAAGAAAGUGAGGAGGACCUGUACCGUGAUGCGGAUGAAAUAGAGAGAGAGAAAGUGUUACUUGAGAUUGGGACAGAUUCUUCAGAUUUUCUAGAAAAUAAGCUAAGUAUUGAACCUGAAGUAGAUAUCAUGGAUUAUUGCCAAGAAGAGUGGCGAGGAAACACAUCCCACGCUGAAUGUAUUCGGAAGGGCUAUGAAGCUGUUUCGCAUAAAUUUAUUUCAAUAAGAAGAGUGCGAGGAGAUAAUUACUGUGCUCUCCGGGCGACCUUAUUUCAAGCUCUCAGCCAAGCUGGUCACCUUCCUCAGUGGCUUCAGAAAGAAGACCUGAUAUCGUUACCGGAGAAGCUGAUGGUCAGAUAUGAAUGGAUCACUCAGUGGCGACUCAGGCACACAUGGACAAGUAAAGUGGAAAGCCUAAUGGAUGAAAUUAAAGAUUGUUUGAUGUUAUUAAAAAGAAAGUGGAAAAAUAUGAGUGACAUAAAAACCUUUGUAGAGAGGCAAGCAGCCUGUGAUGAGCUUUUCAAAAGUGAAGAAGAAGAAUACAAGCUCUAUGAAGCAGUCAAGUUUCUUAUGCUGAGCACUGCCAUUCAAUUGUAUGAAGACAGCGAAAAGGGCAAAGAGGUCCCUGUGUUCUCUUGGCUUCUGUUUGCUCGAGACACAUCUAGCAAUCCUUCCCAAUUAAUGGAAAACCACUUGAAUCAACUUGGUCACACGGGAGGCCUUGAACAGGUUGAAAUGUUUCUCCUUGCCUAUGCUUUGCAGCAUACCAUCCAGGUUUACCGAUUGUAUAAGUACAAAACAGAAGAAUUCAUCACUCUGUAUCCCAAUGAUCCUGAAGAAACCUGGCCCAUGGUAACUCUUAUAACAGAAGAUGACCGACAUUACAAUAUUCCUGCCCGAAUGUGUGAAGAGACCAGUGUAUAAGCGAUAUGAUUCCCUUCCAGUUAUAUAAACUGAAUAAAUGAUGUAAAAGCAAA
Molecule: messenger RNA, 1890 nt
Organism: Crotalus tigris (Tiger rattlesnake)
Lineage: Eukaryota; Metazoa; Chordata; Lepidosauria; Squamata; Viperidae
Gene: OTULIN
Product: OTU deubiquitinase with linear linkage specificity
Exons: 8
Coding region: 722-1837 (371 amino acids)
Biological process (GO): protein linear deubiquitination
Molecular function (GO): cysteine-type deubiquitinase activity
Source: RefSeq, a predicted model, not a curated record